Ochotona curzoniae (black-lipped pika) is the source of this 1183-nucleotide messenger RNA. Its product is annotated as histone PARylation factor 1. Gene Ontology annotation, molecular function: poly-ADP-D-ribose binding; histone binding. Gene Ontology annotation, cellular component: nucleus. Gene Ontology annotation, biological process: regulation of protein ADP-ribosylation; DNA damage response. Bases 45 to 1088 code for a protein of 347 amino acids. Lineage: Eukaryota; Metazoa; Chordata; Mammalia; Lagomorpha; Ochotonidae. The transcript has 8 exons. The record is from RefSeq and is a predicted model, not a curated record.
GAUUGCCGCCGAACGCGAGGCUGCGCUGGCGCUGCGGCUGCAGGAUGGUGGGCGGCGGCGGUGGGAAACGCAGGCCCAGCGCGGACGGGCAACAGAGUGAAAAAACAGUUGAUAUGAAGAAGAGCAAAUCCUCUGAAGCUGAUGUCUCCAGUGACCUUCGGAAAGAAGUGGAAAGUCAUUACAAGCUCUCCCUGCCUGAGGAUUUCUAUCACUUCUGGAAGUUCUGUGAAGAGCUGGAUCCUGAGAAGCCAGCUGAUUCACUUUCCACAAGCCUUGGACUUCGAUUAGUGGGUCCUUAUGAUAUCCUUGCUGGAAAACUUAAAAUGAAGAAAAAAACAACAGGUGUCAAUUUUAACCUUCACUGGAGAUUUUACUAUGAUCCUCCUGAGUUCCAGACCAUUAUUAUUGGAGAUAAUAAAACUCAGUACCACAUGGGGUAUUUCAGGGAUUCUCCUGAUGAACUUCCUGUUUACGUUGGUGCAAAUGAAGCAAAGAAAAAUUGUGUAAUUGUUCAACAUGGAGAUAAUGUGUUUGCUGCAGUUAAAUUGUUUCUGAUGAAAAAGCUUAAAGAAGCAACAGAUAAAAAGAAGACUAGUCUCUUGAAAAACAUUGAUGCCAAACUCACAGAAGCUGCCCGGGCGCUGGGAUACUCACUGGAGCAGAGAACUUCGAAGAUGAAACAGAGAGAUAAGAAAGUUGUGACAAAGACGUUUCAUGGAGCAGGCUUGGUUGUUCCAGUAGAUAAAAAUGAUGUUGGAUACAGAGAACUCCCUGAAACAGAUGCGGACCUCAAAAGAAUUUGCAAGGCAAUUGUUGAGGCUGAAAGUGACGAGGAGAGAUUAAAAGCUUUUGCACCCAUUCAGGAAAUGACAACCUUUGUGCAGUUUGCUAAUGAUGAAUGUGACUAUGGCAUGGGGCUCGAGUUGGGACUGGACCUUUUCUGCUAUGGUUCACAUUACUUUCAUAAAGUUGCUGGCCAGCUUUUACCUCUUGCAUAUAACCUGUUGAAGAGGAAUCUGUUUGCAGAAAUCAUUGAAGAUCAUCUCUCAAACAGAAGUAAAGAGAAUGUAGACCAACUUGUCGCCUGAGUAAGAGUUGGCUUGUUUGAUGUACAGGAUUACUUUUACACUUCUGUUUUUUUCUUACUAUAGGAAAUAAAUUGAUGGAAGCAUUUACUAAAAAC